Owenia fusiformis is the source of this 1632-nucleotide messenger RNA. The record is from the annotation of a GenBank genome assembly. NCBI's taxonomy places the organism in Eukaryota, Metazoa, Annelida, Polychaeta, Sabellida, Oweniidae.
AAAAAAGAAAAAUGCGACAAGAUGCAUUUUGAGAAAGUGUCGGAUUAUUUCGAAAAGCUUUCAUGAUGACAAGAGACAUAUAUUAAUUAGCAUAGGUCAGUUGAACCAAUAAUCAAUGAGAACCUAAUCAAAUCCGUGUGCAGAUUUGGUCUGAAUAUUUUGAAAAAUUAAACUAUCACGAUAAUAAACAAUUAUAAUUAUUUAUUGUAGGUCAGUUUUCUCGAUAAUCAAUUACAACUGAAUCAAACCAUCAAACAUGGUUUAUCAAGAAAUUGUAUUCACAUUGGCACUACUUAUGACCCACCAGCAAGUCGCACAGGGAAACUUCAUCAACCAAAUGAGGAGAAAAGCUAAACUAAACAAAAUACCAUCGAAUGGAGUAUUUGAUAAAUUUAAGUUGAACCUUGAAGGAGGGCUUUCUGCAGGUGGUAUUCCAAAGAUAACGACUAAAACGCCAAAUAAUGACCAGAUUGUUAAUCCGGCAGCGUCUGUGUCAGUGUGUGCAGAUAUCGUGUUUGCAAAUGAUGCGUCUUGUUCACUGGGUCGCAAUGUAAGAGAUGACCAAGUGAAACUGAUAAUAGAUAUUGCCAGUAGAUUUCAAAUAUCAGAUAUUGCAGGUGCACGAUUCGGUGCAUUUUCCUUUGGUCAAUAUGUCGAUGUUCAAAGCAAAGUGGAUUUUAACCCGGGAGCAAAUAGUGAUACCAUUUUGACUGGGUUGGAAAGUCUUAGAACUGCGAACAUGACCUGUAGGACAAUACCUUACCGAGCAAUGAGUAUGGCGAGCGGAUAUUUCAACGGGGAUGAUGAUCGAGAUGACGGGGAAUUCAAAGACGUUUUGAUUUUUAUAGGUGAUGGAUGGACGUCGCCAAUACGCACGCGCAAACUGAGUUUAAAAUUAGCUGACAUGUUAAAAAAAGAUGAUGUCGACAUUCUGUGGAUUAAAACACAAGCUAGGAAUCGUAGGGAUGAAAAGAAUGAGAUUAAAUAUGGCGGCACCGCCAUUGAUGUUGAAAUUCUACCAAUUGUUGGUGAUGUUGAUAAAAUAUUUGUUUAUACACAGGGGGAUAAUCAACGUGUAGUUAAUAAUGUUAGUGAAUAUUUGUUUAAAAAAUAUAAAUGUGGCUGAUAACAUCGGAAAACAUAGAACUAAACAAAACGACAAUGUACAAGUAUGGCUUACAAGUAUUAUUGAUUGCUGUGCAACAUCUAAUAUCCAGAGAGACGAGGAAACUACAAUAUGUAAAAGGAAUAGUCCCCGAGCUGCUCCAGAAGACAUGAACUGUCGUUGUCCGGUACUCCGCCACAAAAAUGAACAUACCGUUUGAAAGCACUGAUUUCCCUUAAGAAAAUUCAUUUUUCAUUUCAUUUUGAUCAAAACAGGGGCUUUUCUCUUUAGAUUGGGGUCACACAAGGUUGCCUUCUAAAACAGCCUUUAAACACUUAACUGCAUUUUAAGUAUGAUAUCAAUUAAUUUCGAUAAAAAUAAAGUUAUUUUGAUUAACAAGAGACAACAGAAUUUGAAAAUGUCAAUAGGAUGCAAAACGUAUGCAAUAGUGAAAAUCAGCAUGAAGCAAUGUUUUGCCCAAUGCUUCAAAAAGGUAAUGUGACAUGUGUAAAGGGUACAGGGCAACA